This is a messenger RNA of Eriocheir sinensis (Chinese mitten crab), 1386 nucleotides long. Its product is annotated as fibrinogen C domain-containing protein 1-like. The transcript has 4 exons. Lineage: Eukaryota; Metazoa; Arthropoda; Malacostraca; Decapoda; Varunidae. Bases 126 to 1076 code for a protein of 316 amino acids. The record is from RefSeq and is a predicted model, not a curated record.
UUAUAAGCCGACGCACACUGGCAAUAACCGGGCAGUUCAUCCGUGAAGUUCUGCAAGGCAUCUUGACCUGCUGCCUGUCAGACGAGUCUUGGGAAAAUACUUCACUUGCCAGAAGAUCAGAAGUAAUGACACUUCUGAUGUUGCUGAGCGUCGCGGUCAUGGCCGUGGUCGUGGCCGCGGUGGAGCCAACCAGCACUCCCGCCCCUGCUGCAGAAGGCGACACGAGCAACGUGCUCCUCGGUAAGUCCGUAGUGUCCAGUCUCCUCGUGGCCACGGGCUUCAGCGAGGCGUGUGUGGCCGAAGCCCUGGACAGCUGCGCACCCGCCUCCGUGCAGCGCCCAACGCCGCCGAACCCGCUGGUGCAGGAGGCGAGAGAGCUGCUGCAGGAGGUGCGUCAAGUCGUGCGUCACUACGACAACCGACCGCGUCACUGCAAGGACCUGCUGGACGGCGGGGAUAGCGGCAAGGGCCUUCGCCAUGUGUACCCCUUCCCUGGGCAGCCCCAGCGCCGCGCGGCAGUGUACUGCGACCAAACGACUGACGGAGGGGGCUGGACGGUGUUCCAGAGACGCACAAAUCUCACCGUCCGGGAAGAUUUUAACCGGACCUGGCGAGAAUAUGACUUGGGUUUCGGCCAUCUCGAAGGCGAGUUCUGGCUGGGCCUGGACCUGCUGCACGGACUGACAUCGACGGCCCUUCAGGAACUGCGCAUUGACAUGGCGGAUUGGGACGACGGAAAACGGUACGCAAAAUACGGCUUCUUCUACGUCGGCCCUCCAAGCACCAAAUACAACCUCACUGUUGAAAGGUAUAGCGGUGACGCAGGGGACUCUUUAGCCCGUAGUUCUGGCCGCAGCUUUUCCACUCAUGAUGCUGAUAACGACUCAUGGGCCACAAGGAACUGUGCCGCGGCCUAUGGUGGUCCGUGGUGGUACCGUGAAUGUAGCUACGCCAGGCUGAACAGCUUCCCGCACGAGGGGGAAUACGAGGGAUACACCGGCAUCCUGUGGCGUACAUGGCGAGGGAGCAGAUACUCCUUGCGGCAGACCGUCAUGAUGACGCGACCAGCCUUCUGAACAGUCAUCAUGACUCUGGGUUCAACGGUUGCCUGCGACACCUGUUUUGUUGGACAGUCUUCCAGCGCGGUAGUCUACGAUCUUACACACACCAGCAACAUCCUCUUUUUCAGCACGCGACUCCAGCGAGUCAUGCGCCUUCAGCGGGGCUGCCUGGCGCCUUCGAUAUUUACAGCCUCAGGCAGGGCCGGCCAGGGGCUGCUGGCGCCCGGGCAAGCUUCGCUUCGCCGCCCUUACAAGUAUAAAACUGUAAAUGUAAAAUGAAGAGUUCAUUACGAUGUACAAGCUGAAUAAAACUCAUGUAAAUGAA